This is a messenger RNA of Caenorhabditis sp. 36 PRJEB53466, 1452 nucleotides long. Lineage: Eukaryota; Metazoa; Nematoda; Chromadorea; Rhabditida; Rhabditidae. The record is from the annotation of a GenBank genome assembly.
AUGAGCUUCUGGUUCAAUAUAAUCGUCGGCCUCCUUGCCUCUUCCGCCAUUCUUCUCAGCGUCUAUUACGGUAAACCGCGCUACGAACCACUGAAAAUCGAGCCGGACGACUAUUGGAAACUCGAGGAGCCCGAGAAAGAUGACGAUACGAUAUAUGCGUACUCGAUUCAGGUCGAGGAGAAACGGUAAGUUUUUCGUGUUCAUUUUCAACGUGAAAGUUUAAAAAGUUUUGUUUCCCUUUAGAAUAUCCGACUUCAAAGUGAAACUCAAGUCCGAACGCUUUCUACCGACUUUGUACGACGAAGAGAGCGAUCAAUUCAUGGGUGAUCUGAAAGAAGUGCUUCUGAAGUUCGAUUGGAGUCAACAUCAGCACUUUCUCAACACCUUCAAACAGUAUCGGACAGAAAUCGAAGGCCUCCGAGUCCACUUUCUGCGAGUCUCCACGCCGCCAACGGAGCCGAAGACAAAAGUGGUGCCCCUGCUGAUUCUACACGGAUUCCCGGGCAGUUUCUGGGAUUUCUUCAAGAUCAUUCCGAUUCUCACGAAUCCUUCGCGUCACGGAUUCGAUUUCGGCGUCGAAGAAUCGAUCCAAUUCGACGUGAUCGUGCCCAGCCUUCCCGGUUUUCUUUUCUCGGAUAAGCCAGUCAAACCGGGAUUCGAUGCGGUCGCCACCACUCGGAUUCUCGCAAAACUCAUGUAUCGACUCGAUCUCUCCGAUUAUUUUGUUUACGGUACGGAAGGGUACGGUGGUGACGUGGCAACUCUUCUGGCGUCUCUGUACCCGUCAAGAGUGGCCGGACUGCAAGUCUCGAAUCCGUUCGUGAGACCUUCGUUCUCGACGCCCACGUUCACAAAGUACGCUUGGAAGGCAUUGAGUAAAAAGACGGUCGAGGAGGGAAAAGAAGAAGAGGAAGCGAGGUUCACAGACAUUUAUGAUUACUACAGGCAGGAGAAGUUCACUUAUCCUUCGGCCCUUUUGAUCGGUGAGUCAGUCUUCUGCUCCUUGAGCAUUCGUAAAUUUCAGGCGAUGCCCUUCUCAAUUCCCCAUCCGGAACCGUCAAAUUCAUCGUCACCCGGUGGAAGCAACUAUCCUCGUUCUCAGGUCGAACACCCCUUCGCCGACUGUUCACUCUUGACGAGAUCGCCACCGAAAUCUACCUGUACUGGCUGACAGACUCUCUGCCCUCGGCGCUUUCCAUUCUGGACAACAGCUACAAUUCGGAAGUGGAUCAUUGGCUCCACGCGCAAGUACAAGUGCCCACGGCCCUCAGCUACUCGACGGAAACGCCUUGGAGGUGUUCGAAGAAUAUUCUGGAGGAUGUGUUUCUGAAUGUCACUAGAGUCAGUGAUCAUCUUGCGAAGGGCGGCACAUUCCAUCAGUUGCAAGACGGGCACAAGACUGCCGAGGACAUUUUUGCGUUUGUUGAAUUUCAGUUGUUGCAUAAUAAGUAG